Bombus pascuorum is the source of this 1599-nucleotide messenger RNA. It is a transcript of the gene Grasp65, whose product is annotated as Golgi reassembly-stacking protein 2. The transcript is spliced from 7 exons. Gene Ontology annotation, biological process: Golgi organization. The record is from RefSeq and is a predicted model, not a curated record. Bases 168 to 1484 code for a protein of 438 amino acids. Gene Ontology annotation, cellular component: Golgi apparatus. NCBI's taxonomy places the organism in Eukaryota, Metazoa, Arthropoda, Insecta, Hymenoptera, Apidae. Gene Ontology annotation, molecular function: protein binding.
AUAUAACAUAGCAGAACCUACAUAUGAUAGGCUACGUCACCAACGAAUUUGUACAUAGAUUUUGUGUUACAUAUUUUUCUACUUCCGUUACUAAUUCUCAGACAACAAUCAUUUUAAUGCUUUGUAUUCUUUUAAACCAAGUGACUUAAGAAGUUUCCUCUUUAAAAAUGGGAUCUUCUCAUAGUAUCGAAAUACCAGGAGGCGGCACAGAAGGUUACCAUAUAUUGAGGGUACAGGAAGGUUCUCCUGGUCAGAAAGCUGGACUGGAAGCAUUCUUUGACUUUAUUGUAGCUAUUGGAAAUACACGCUUGAAUCAAGAUAAUGAUACGUUAAAGGAGCUUCUCAAAAAUGGUGUAGAUAAAAAACUAACAAUUACAGUAUAUAGCAGUAAAACACAAUCUGUAAGACAAACUGUUGUAGUACCUAGUCUCACAUGGGGUGGACAGGGUCUCCUUGGUGUUAGUGUAAGGUUUUGUUCUUUUGAAGGUUCCAAUGAAAAUGUUUGGCAUAUUCUUGAAGUACAUCCAUCUUCUCCAGCUGAAUUAGCAGGUCUACGUCCAUUCACAGAUUAUAUUAUUGGUGCUGAUUCAGUUUUACACGAGUCUGAGGAUAUAUUUACUUUAAUAGAAGCACAUGAAUCACGACCUUUGAAAUUGUACAUAUAUAACACAGAAGAUGAUUCUUGUAGAGAAGUUACAAUUACACCCAAUCAUACUUGGGGUGGAGAAGGAAGUUUGGGUUGUGGAAUUGGUUAUGGAUAUCUGCACAGAAUACCCAUUAGAAACAUUCAAGAACAUAAAUCAAAUAAUUUGUAUACAUCUCGUGUUAAAACUACUAAUCCAAAUCCAGUUACAUCAAGCAUUGCUCACACAGAAGAAAGUAAUGUGAUUAACAUACCACCAGGUUUCUCUAUUCCGCCGAAUUACAUGUCAGCGCAAGAAAAUGUUACAAAAUCCGAAGUUGAAACUACUUCUACUACAAUGGUGCAAAAUAUAUACACAUCGAGUGUACAAACAUAUACUAUGCCUCAAUUGAAUCCUGCUGCUAUUGGAGGAUCUACUACUACUAUUUCUGUGUCUCAUGUUAUGCCUAAUCAAACUGUUGUAAAUACGACAUGUAAUAAUGAUCCUAUCAUGCCAUCGUCACAUCAAAAUACAAUGCCGAAUAUACCUGGUAUGCCAACUACUCCACCUUUGCCAACUUUUACUACUAAUGCGACAGUUUUAAACGAAGCAACUGGUGUUGUUGGUAUGCCGAAAGAUUUCACAACUGUACAGAGUGAUAUAUCACCAUCAGUACAGUUUGAUGUGCCUCAAUCUCACGUAGUAACGACGCCUAUAUCGUUACCUGGGAUGCCACCUAUUACCGUUAGUGCAAGUCUACCACAGAAUUCUUCUUUCUAUCCAUCUGUUCUCCAGCAAAAUGAAUUGACUGGUGUUAGUACAGCUCCUACAUUUACGGUGCCACCAACAACAACGCAGUAACGAUUAUAUUAUUUCUAAUGAAAAAAGAUAUCUGUUUUAUAAUAAAGUAAAUAUUGAAGAAUAAAAGUAAAAUAAAGAGCGUAAUGUAUCUAUUACGAAUACAUGUAUUACUAUA